Messenger RNA from Myotis myotis, 6753 nucleotides. RefSeq names its product protein phosphatase 1 regulatory subunit 26 (gene PPP1R26). The coding region runs from base 1127 to 4705 and encodes 1192 amino acids. Gene Ontology annotation, biological process: negative regulation of phosphatase activity. Gene Ontology annotation, molecular function: protein phosphatase inhibitor activity. NCBI's taxonomy places the organism in Eukaryota, Metazoa, Chordata, Mammalia, Chiroptera, Vespertilionidae. The transcript has 3 exons. The record is from RefSeq and is a predicted model, not a curated record.
AUUAGGUGAUGUGUGGGGGGCAUUAGGUGAUGUAUGGGGGCAUUAGGUACAGAGAGCCGGGCUGUGCAAGAUCCGCGGCCGGUGUUCUCCGCCCGGAAGAGGGUGUCCAGGUUCCACCCCAAGAGGAUGCCCAGGGCCCGCCACCACUUUUCAGUCUGGCAGCGCGGCUUUGGGGUCCGGCUGGUGUCCUCCCAGCAGGCUCUGACCUGGCCUUGCCUCUCGGGGGCAGGGGCAGUGUGAUCGAGGGAGUUCUCCUGAGGGGUUCCCCUCGGGCAGUUGCUUUAAAGCACAGGCUGUUGCUGAGGACAGGCGCCCCUGAGUGUUUAUUUGCGAGGAGGCCAGGCUCUACAGCCAGCCGCGCGCCGUCCGCUCGGUAAACACCGGCCGCCGGUUCUCUCCGGCUUUGCCUGCUGGUGUGGAAACCACUGCGGCCUGUCCCCCCCAACCCACCCCUGGGACGGGGCCGUUUUUACGGGAGUGUUUAAGGGUUAGCCUUCUCCCCCAGGCUCUCCACACCCAGGCCCCUCCGUCGCUGGGCCCACUGCUCUGCGGCUGGGACGUGAGGGCAGGGACAUGGGCGGCAGGGACGGGGGCUGGGCCACCUGCCUCCACCAGCGUCCCAGUGUCCGGCUGUGGCCGGGGGGUGGUAAACUAGUUGUGAUGAACUCUAUUUGGCCUCAGGGCAAAUCUUCCAACAUUUAAUUUUGGGCCCUUAAAUUGAUGCUGUUUCUUUCCAUAAAGAUAUACAUAUAUGGUCGCCUGUGAAUUCAGUGUCUCUGCCUCUCUCUAUCCUGGCAGCACAAAGUCUCUCUCACACUCGGGAAAGGACCCCACGCAGGCAGGUGGGGCGAUGGAGACCUCAGGCCCACGACUCACCAACGUUGGCCACUUUGUCCAAACGCGACCUGCACUGGAAGAGAGUUUCAAGGGCUCGCUGCUCCCGUCAAGAAUGAACCGACCCCCGGGGUCCCUCCCGCUCACCCCCUAGGGUCCGAGUCCUCCUGCCCUUGAACCUGCAGAGAAGGGUGUGCGGCCUUCAUCGCCUGGACCCCUGGGCAGCCUCCUAAGGAUGUGAAGCGAGCGGCAGGCAGCCUGGCCCCUGCGUGCCUCCCGGUCGGUCGCUAGGAUGUUCCUCAUGAACGCGCCCCCUGUGCUCCCUCUCCAGUCCACGUGGGAGGCCUGCAGGCCGCCGGGGAGCUGCAGAUUCCCAGGCCGCCUCUCGGAGCCGGAGGGCGCGGCCGGCGCAGCGGUGAGCGCCCGGGUGCAGAUGCUCAUCAGCUCGCUUCGGGGUGACCGGACAGCGCGGGGCCGGAGCCAGGAGCGCGCCCUGCACCGGGGCCACCGGGGCCGCCACGCCCAGCCGGCCGCCGCCCCCGCCUGCGGUCUCGCUGCUCAUUUUGACCCCAAGAGGAAGGAGGAGGCCUCGGACCCCGGCCCCUCGGGGCGGGACUCAGACAGUGACGACUCCGUGGACCGGGGCAUCGAGGAGGCCAUCCAGGAGUACCUGAAGGCCAAGAGCGGGGCCGCCCAGCCCGCGGCCGCCAACCAGGACCCUCAGUGCACACCGGAGCCUCCUCCGAACAGCACCCCGACUACCCUGUGUCCCCCAAAGCGGGCCCCUGGCUCAGGAGGCAUCCCUGGUGGCCGCAUGGGAGCCAGUGGCCAUGUGGGAGCCGGUGGCUGUGUGGGAGCCGGUGGCCGCGUGGGAGCCGGUGGCCGCGUGGGAGCCGGUGGCCGCGUGGGGGCUGGCCAGGCCCCGGGCUCCGCCUCCCCGGGCAGCGUCAGCAGCGAGGACUCCUUCGAGCAGAGCAUCCGGGCGGAAAUCGAGCAGUUCCUGAGCGAGAAGAGACAGCACGAGACGCCGCCGGGUGACAGGCCUGCGGACAAAAAGCCCGACGCUGGCGACAGCCUGGCCGCACCCGCCCUCGGGUCCAGCAGAGAGCCGGUGGGCAAGGCGCCGCGGCAGGACGCGGCGGGAGCGUGUAAGGAGUUUGUUUUCCAGAAUCCUUCCCGGUUGGCCCCGGCCGCCGCGCAACCCAGGAGCCUCAGGUCCAAGGUCGCCGCCGAGCCGGAGAGCGUGGGCGGCCCGAAGCCCGCACCCCCCAGGCCGGCCGCCCCCUGCCACACGGCGGACGCCCAGGGUAAGGGCCGGCUCAGGAGGAGCCUGGGCCCCGGGCGGAGGGGACAGGGCGUCAGGAGCGCGGGCCCGGCCCCCGUGCGCGCGGCGGCCGACUCCAGCAGCGACGACGACGGCAUCGAGGAGGCCAUCCGGCGGUACCAGCGGGAGAAGAGGAAGGAGGCGAGCGGGGACCUGCCCCCGAAAGCCCCGGCCGGGGAGCAGCAGCCCGGCCCGCCCGCCCACGGCGCCAGCCACGCCACCAAAAGUGCCUUGCCCUUCACCCCCAGGAAAACGCCAGGCAAGAGGAAGCCAGCGGCCUCGAAGGCUGUGGACCUGGGCCCGGGCGGGCUUGACCCCGACCGUCCGUCCGAGCCACCAAAGGAACCCCAAGCCCCCGCCGCCCCGGGGAGCACAGCGGCCAGGAGCCGGUGUGCGGACGGGGCCUCGUGCCGCGCGGACACCUCCGCCGAGCUGAUGUGCGCCGAGGCGAUCCUGGACAUCUCCAAAGCCAUCCUGCCGGCCCCCGGGGAGGGCGGGGACGGACCCCCGGCCGCCAGCCCGCUCCCUUGUCCCUCCCGCGUGCCUUCCUGCUCGGACGGCGACAGCAGCUCUGUGGACAGUGACGACAGCAUAGAGCAGGAGAUCCGGAACUUUUUGGCGCUGAAGGCCCAGGCGGGGACUUUGCCGGCCAGAGCGGACACCUGCCCGCCGUCCGCACGGAGCCCCCCGCCGCCACCGGGCCCCCGCGGGCAGGCUGGCGCCCCCAAGGCCCCCGUCUCUCGAACACCGGAGCCUCCGCUGAGCUGCAGGAGGAAACGCAGGGGCGGCGCCAUGCGGCCGUCCACGCCCAGGAAAGCGAGAGAGGCGGUGAGGGAGGGCGCCCCGGGCCCUGGCCCCGGCGAGGCCCCUGGCAGGGACGGCGAGGCCAGGGGGCAGCGCCCCCCCUGCAGGACGGCCGGGCUGGGGGGCGAGCACGGAGCCACGGACGCGAGGGGCGGGGUGUCGCCGGGCCCCGGGAAGGUGGCCGAGGCCCGCAGUGUGGACGGGAAGGAGAGCUCCGAGGACAAGAGCAGCUCGCUGGACAGCGACGAGGACCUGGACUCGGCCAUCAAAGACCUGCUGCGGUCCAAGCAGCGGCUCCGGAGGCGCGGCAGGGACCCCCGAGCCGGGGGCCGGAAGAAGGUCCGGUUCGGCAGCACUGAGGCGCGGGCCCUGGGUCCGCGGGGCGGCCCCCAGAGAGGCGGCCAGGACAGAAGCCCGCCCGUGCUGAAGAGCUGCCUCUCCAGGUCCAAAAGGGACAGCGGGGCGGGCCCGCCGGGGAGACCGUCGCGCGGCUUCUGCAGCCCCACGGAGGGCGCCAGGCCCGCAGACCCACCCCAGGCCCUCCCGUCGGCGCAGAGUCCUUUCCCCGGCGAGGCCAAAGCCCGCCCCCACCACGGCCCGGCCGCCAGCCCCGGCCUCCGGUCUGAUGACAGCAGCUCCGUGGACAGUGACGACAGCAUCGAGCUGGAGAUCCGGAAGUUUCUGGCCGAAAAGGCCAAGGAGACGGAGAGCGGCUCGGAAACUCCAGGAGCGGGUCCGGGGAGCGGGCCCAGGCCAGAGCCGCUGUGCCGGAAGGGGGCGGCCCCGGCCCUGGCCCUUCAGCCGGGCGUGUGCACCCGGAGCCAUAGGGGCAGGGGAGCCCCUCAGCCCACAUCGGGGCCCCGGGGCGGGCCCCGCACGGACCCCGCCUGCCUCCCUGCUGCUCCGCCCAGAAGCCAGCCGGCGCCUCCCCGGAGCAGCAGUGGGGCCCUCUCGGCCAGGGGGUCCCCCGCGGGCAAGAGAAGCCUUCACCCUCCCAGAGACCAGGGCCCGCGAGGGGCGUCCGCGACAGCAGAGGCAGAUACCCGGGCGCGAAGUCCCGGCGGGGCCUUGCCCGUGGCCUCUCAGAGCCGGAGCGCACCGACCCGGAGCCCGGGAGCCGACAGGGAGGGGGCGCCCCAGGCCAGCCUCACCCUCCCAUGGGGCGACUUUGCCCACCAGACUGCACUGCAGAGCACGUGGGCGCUGAGCUCAGAAGGCAGGGGCGUGGCGUGGAAGGGGGGCCGGGGGAGUGAGAAGGAGAGGGGGCCGGAGGGCCAGGCCCGGGGCCCCGCCGGCCCCGCCACGGACCCCAGGAAGGGCCUGCCCUUCGCGGGCUUCUCCCCGCUGCUCCCCGCGCAGCUGUUCCACUUCGGGAGCAGCGCGUCCUGGGGGGCCCCGGCCGCCGGGCUCUUCAGCCCCGGGCUGAGCCUGCCGCUGCAGGGCCCCGCCUUCUCGGCCUUCAGGGAGGCCCCCGCCGGCCACGCGGGCCGGUUCGGACGCUCACGCCUGCUGGGCAAGGAGGCCCGGCCCUGGCCCCGGAGGAGGGCGCUCGGCUCGCGCGGCGGCAGCGGCGGCGGCGGCAGGAACUCGGGCUCCGACGAGGACGUGUUAGACCUGCGGUAUGGGCGGCGGGCGGACAGAGACGAGGACCAGGCGGCCUGGGGCAGCGACGCCAGCGAGCUGAGCGACACCUCCGUGGAGGACGGCAGCCCCGCGGCCAAGGGCACGGUCCUCCAGCUGUGAGCGGGCGUCCUGGCGCCAGCGUGUCUGGGCCGCGCGUGGACGUGCGUUAGAGGGACCCUGGGUAGGGGGACGGGCCGCUGCGGCCGCCCUGUACAUAUGUACACUAACGGGCAGCGAUGCCCUUAUUUAACACGUGUGUCCUGGUAAAUAUGAUUUUUGUAGCUUCUUUUGUAAAUUAUUUAAGUGCUGUAAAAACUAUUUUUGGAAACGAGAGCUGUUGGGUUUUGUAGGGCGUUCCCGGCGGCGGUCCCGUGGCUUCCCCGGCUCGCCCUCGGUCCGCCCGCCACGGCCAGUGCCCAUGACUCCGAGCUGGCACUCAGGUGACUGCUGUGGAAAUGUCCGCUGUGCCUGGGGGGCAGCGAUCGCACCCCCCGGAGCACCCUCUGAGCCCUGAGGUCUCCGUCCGGAGGUUCCUGGACAUCGCCCGUUAGCGGGAACCCUGGGCCGGGAGGCUGACACGUCCCCUGAGCACCGCGGCCACAGCCUCCGACCAACACCCGCAAAGCACAGACGCCAGCGAGGACCCCGCCGCCCGGGGCCUGUGUUGUCUCCCGUCCAGUGCUGUUCCGUGGCCACAGGCAGCAGCUCAAUAAACCGCUCUGUGCACGGAGCCUCUGCCCUCAUUCUCAGUCUGGGCCCAUGCGUUUCUGUGUCCAUGUCCAGAGCAUGAUGAGGUCUCAAGUGCCCGGCUGGCACGGCCCAUGGGCAUCGAAUCAUGAACCAGGAGGUCAGGGUUCUAUUCCCGUCAGGGCACGGGCCCAGGCUUUGGGCUCCAUCCCCAGUGGGGAACGUGCAGAAGGAGGCAGCCAAUCCAUGAUUCUCAUCAUUGAUGUUUCUCUCUCUCUCUCUCCCUCUCACUUCUCUCUGAAGUCAAAUUUCUUAAAGACACAUUUUUUAAAAACAACAAAGGUAUUGUCACCUUGACCUCCCGCCUCCCAGAGUUCAUUGAAGGGGCCGUUAGAGGGUGAAGCAGGACAAAUCCCACCCUCCCGGCCUGCACCCCACAGGCAGGCUGCCGGGAGGGGCUGGCGGGCGAGGUCUGCAGACCCUCGAGGUGCUGGCCACUCUGGUGCUGUUUUCACGUUGACAUGUGUCACAAUAUAUUCAAAACCUCUUAUCCUGAUCGACUAUAACAGACAAAAGGCCACUGAAGACAAAUGCAGAAGCAGAGAUGGAAAUAAGCUUUCAGAGGAAGAAGUUACUGGUUUUAAGCAAACUCAGCAGCUAAAUGAAGUGACUGGCAAAGUGCCACGGGGUUUGCUCUCGGAGGGGAGAUGAAGGAGCUGGUGGGCGGAGCGCGGUUUCCAGGAGCCGUGGGGACCCCAUCCAGCGCCCUGUGGGGCGGCUGCUGUCACCCCAUGUUCCGGUCACCCCCCAUGUUCCGAUCGCCUUGUCUGUAGUAGUUCUGGUUGGGAAUGAACUCAGUACACGGUCCGAAGGGAAGUUUCGUUUCUCCUCGGCCGGCCGCGCUGUGCGAUCACCCACACGGGCGAGAUCUGGGAGCAUCCAGCUCGCCCUGUGGGUUCACUCUUUCCCCUCAGGACACAGAUUCCCGUGUGAAAGAGGCUAAAGAGAUAAAAGAAGGUUCCGGGACCUUUCGUGGCUGGAGCCCCUCUGACUUGUGUGAAUUUGCAGGAAGUUAGGGCCAGGAGGUGGAGCAGAUGCUGGGGCCUCGCCCCUCCCAGCACACCCGCAAGGCGGACCCUAACCUUCCCAUCGGAAACGGGAAACGGGGGCAGGAGUAAGACUUGCCCCAGGUGAGGGACUCAGAGGAGGGACAGCGGCAAAGCCCUUUGCAAACCGCAGGCGGCAGGUGGACGGGGAGGAACAGGCCGGUGGCGCCAGAACGCGGACGCGGAGCCAGAGCUGCAGACAGCAACCGGGUGGGGAGACGCGUGUGCACAAAGGUGUUUGUUUCCCUCCUUCAGACACCCCUUCCGCUUAGAAUAGACACAGUCCAGCGCAGUGAUGGCGAACCUGUGACACGCGCGUCAGAGGUGGCACGCGAACUCAUUUUUUUGGUUGAUCUUUCUUUGUUAAAUGGCAUU